GGAGGCGGAGGGGAAAGUUUGUUUAUUUUGUUUUUAGUUUCUGGGGUCCCCGUGUUUCUGGGAGGUGAAGCGGGAGGGACUGACCCCCGCUCUCCUCAGUCCCCCUACUACGUCGCCUCCACAGCCUGCGGAAGAGCGGGGACCACGCGCAUCGCAGCGCAUCGUCUCACAGCGGAACAUCGCGCACUCGGAACCGGCACGGCUCGGCGGGUUUUGGUUUUUGCACUGAAUGUAGUCUAGAUUUAUCUUCACGGGCGUGUGUUGCCCCAGGAAACUGUCAAAGGCAGUAUUUGUGUGUUUCUGCAGAGUUUUGCACAGAGUCUGUUCCCAUGCAAACCAAUGAGGGAGAAGUAUCGGAAGAAAGCGGUUCCAAGGUGGAACAGGAGGAUUUUGUAAUGGAAGGGCAUGGCAAGACUCCACCUCCUGGUGAAGAAAGCAAACAAGAGAAGGAGCAAGAAAGGGAAGAACAGUUAAUGGAAGACAAGAAAAGGAAGAAAGAGGAUAAAAAGAAAAAAGAAGCCACUCAGAAGGUCACGGAACAAAAAACCAAAGUGCCCGAAGUGACGAAACCAAGUUUAAGCCAACCAACGGCCGCCAGCCCAAUUGGCAGCUCUCCAUCGCCACCAGUCAAUGGUGGCAACAAUGCCAAAAGGGUGGCAGUGCCGAACGGACAACCGCCAAGCGCCGCCCGCUACAUGCCUCGGGAGGUGCCGCCGCGAUUCCGUUGCCAGCAGGACCACAAAGUGUUACUAAAACGUGGGCAGCCCCCUCCACCAUCCUGCAUGCUCCUUGGGGGUGGGGCAGGGCCUCCUCCCUCCACAGCACCUGGAGCAAACCCAAACAACGCACAAGUGACAGGAACGCUGCUGCAGAGUGAGAGUGGGACUGCAACAGAGUCAACCCUUGGAGGUGCUGCUGCUUCAAAUUAUGCAAAUUCCACUUGGGGCCCGGGAGCCUCCUCCAACAACGGCACCUCCCCCAACCCAAUUCACAUCUGGGACAAGGUGAUUGUAGACGGGUCUAACAUGGAAGAGUGGCCUCGUAUUGCCAGCAAAGACACUGAGUCUUCUUCCGAAAACACCACCGAUAACAACAGUGCCUCGAACCCUGGCUCUGAGAAGAGCACUCUGCCAGGAAGCACCACUAGUAAUAAAGGAAAAGGGAGCCAGUGCCAGUCUGCAAGUUCUGGGAACGAAUGUAAUCUUGGGGUCUGGAAAUCUGACCCUAAGGCUAAAUCUGUUCAAUCUUCCAACUCUGCUACAGAGAGCAACAAUGGACUAGGAAAUUGGAGGAAUGUGAGUGGUCAGGAUAGAAUUGGACCUGGCUCUGGCUUCAGCAACUUUAACCCAAAUAGCAACCCAUCUGCCUGGCCAGCACUGGUCCAAGAAGGAAAUUCUAGGAAAGGGGCAUUGGAAACAGAUACUAGUAAUUCCAGUGCACAGGUUAGCACAGUAGGUCAGGCAUCCAGGGAACAGCAGUCAAAGAUGGAAAAUGCGGGUGUUAAUUUUGUUGUCUCUGGCAGAGAACAGGCUCAAAUUCAUAACACUGAUGGACCAAAAAAUGGAAACACUAACUCCUUGAACUUAAGUUCACCAAACCCCAUGGAGAAUAAGGGAAUGCCCUUUGGUAUGGGCUUGGGGAACGCCUCCAGGAGCACUGAUGCCCCUUCACAAAGCACUGGAGAUCGAAAGACUGGGAGUGUUGGAUCUUGGGGUGCAGCUAGGGGGCCUUCUGGAACUGACACAGCCUCUGGACAAAGCAAUUCUGGAAACAAUGGGAACAAUGGAAAGGAUAGAGAGGACUCCUGGAAAGGAGCUUCUGCUCAGAAGUCAACUGGGUCAAAAAAUGACUCUUGGGACAAUAACAGGUCUACGGGUGGGUCCUGGAACUUUGGCCCUCAGGACUCUAAUGACAACAAAUGGGGUGAAGGGAACAAAAUAACAUCUGGGGUCUCUCAGGGAGAAUGGAAACAGCCGACUGGGUCUGAUGAGUUGAAAAUUGGAGAAUGGAGUGGUCCAAACCAACCAAAUUCUAGCACUGGAGCAUGGGACAAUCAAAAGGGCCACCCCCUCCCUGAAAACCAAGGCAAUGCCCAGGCUCCCUGUUGGGGAAGAUCUUCCAGCUCCACAGGAAGUGAAGUUGGAGGUCAAAGCACUGGAAGCAACCACAAAGCAGGAAGUAGUGACAGUCAUAAUUCUGGCCGUCGGUCAUAUAGGCCCACACAUCCUGAUUGUCAGGCUGUCUUGCAGACUCUUUUGAGCCGAACUGAUUUGGACCCCAGGGUGCUCUCAAACACUGGCUGGGGCCAAACUCAAAUUAAGCAGGACACAGUGUGGGAUAUUGAAGAGGUGCCACGGCCUGAGGGAAAAUCGGACAAAGGAACUGAGGGGUGGGAGAGCGCUGCCACACAGACCAAGAACUCAGGGGGCUGGGGAGAUGCACCCAGCCAAAGCAAUCAAAUGAAGUCUGGAUGGGGAGAGCUCUCAGCCUCUACGGAGUGGAAAGACCCCAAGAACACAGGAGGCUGGAAUGACUAUAAGAACAACAACUCUUCCAAUUGGGGAGGAGGACGACCAGAUGAAAAGACAUCUUCCUCUUGGAAUGAGAAUCCCAGCAAGGAUCAGGGGUGGGGAGGUGUACGCCAGCCCAAUCAAGGAUGGGCUUCUGGAAAGAAUGGUUGGGGAGAGGAAGUUGAUCAAGCAAAAAAUAGCAAUUGGGAAAGUUCUGCAAGUAAACCUGGGUCUGGGUGGGGCGAAGGAGGGCAGAAUGAAAUUGGAACUUGGGGGAAUGGUGGGAAUGCCAGCCUAGUUUCCAAAGGUGGCUGGGAAGAUUGCAAAAGAUCUCCAGCCUGGACUGAGACAGGCAGACAGCCCAAUUCCUGGAAUAAACAGCACCAACAGCAGCAGCAGUCACAGCAGCCACCGCCACCACAACCUGAGGCUUCUGGUUCAUGGGGAGGCCCACCCCCACCACCUCCAGGCAAUGGACGACCUUCCAAUUCCAACUGGAGCAGCGGGCCACAGCCAGUAACCCCUAAGGAUGAGGAACCCAGUGGUUGGGAAGAACCAUCCCCACAGUCAAUUAGUCGGAAAAUGGACAUUGAUGAUGGCACUUCAGCGUGGGGAGACCCCAACAGUUAUAACUACAAGAAUGUGAAUCUGUGGGACAAGAAUUCCCAAGGCGGCCCACCACCUCGAGAACCAAACCUGCCUACCCCAAUGACCAGUAAAUCAGCAUCAGUCUGGAGCAAAAGCACACCACCUGCCCCAGAUAAUGGUACUUCAGCUUGGGGUGAGCCAAAUGAAAGCAGUCCUGGGUGGGGCGAAAUGGAUGACACAGGAGCAUCGACCACAGGCUGGGGGAAUGCACCUUCCAACGCUCCAAAUGCCAUGAAACCUAAUUCCAAAUCUAUGCAAGACGGCUGGGGGGAGAGUGAUGGGCCUGUGACAGGAACUCGCCAUCCCAGCUGGGAAGAGGAGGAUGAUGGAGGAGUCUGGAACACUGCCAGCUCUCAGGGAAGUGCUUCCUCCCACAACUCAGCAAGCUGGGGACAAGGAGGAAAGAAACAAAUGAAGUGUGCAGUAAAAGGAGGAAACAGUGAUUCAUGGAUGAAUCCUCUUGCCAAACAGUUUUCAAAUAUGGGAUUGCUGAGUCAAACUGAAGAUAAUCCAAGCAGCAAAAUGGAUUUGUCUGUAGGGAGCCUUACAGAUAAAAAAUUUGAUGUGGACAAGCGAGCAAUGAAUCUCGGGGAUUUUAAUGAUAUCAUGAGGAAGGAUCGAUCUGGGUUCCGUCCACCUAAUUCCAAAGACAUGGGAACCACAGAUAGUGGGCCUUAUUUUGAGAAGGGUGGCAAUCAUGGUUUGUUUGGAAAUAGCACAGCACAAUCGAGAGGUAUGCACACACCAGUGCAGCCAUUAAAUUCUUCUCCUAGUCUCCGGGCGCAAGUGCCUCCCCAGUUUAUUUCCCCCCAGGUGUCUGCCUCAAUGCUCAAGCAGUUUCCCAACAGUGGCCUGAAUCCAGGUCUUUUCAAUGUGGGGCCCCAGUUAUCUCCUCAACAAAUUGCCAUGCUGAGCCAGCUUCCACAGAUUCCCCAGUUUCAGUUGGCAUGUCAGCUUCUCUUGCAGCAGCAGCAGCAGCAGCAGUUGUUACAGAACCAGAGAAAGCUUUCUCAAGCUGUGCGCCAGCAGCAAGAGCAGCAGCUGGCUCGAAUGGUGAGUGCACUCCAGCAGCAGCAGCAGCAGCAGAGGCAACCUAGCAUGAAGCAUUCGCCAUCUCAUCCUGUUGGGCCCAAGCCACAUUUGGACAACAUGGUACCCAACACUCUGAAUGUGGGGCUCCCAGACCUUCAAACCAAAGGGCCAAUACCUGGAUAUGGUUCCGGCUUCAGCUCUGGCGGCAUAGACUAUGGCAUGGUUGGUGGGAAGGAGGCUGGAACAGAGUCUCGCUUUAAACAGUGGACCUCCAUGAUGGAGGGACUGCCCUCUGUAGCCACACAGGAAGCCAAUAUGCACAAAAAUGGCGCUAUAGUGGCCCCUGGUAAGACCCGAGGAGGGUCACCAUACAACCAGUUUGAUAUCAUCCCAGGUGACACACUGGGUGGCCAUACGGGUCCUGCUGGUGAUAGCUGGUUACCUGCCAAAUCUCCACCAACGAAUAAAAUUGGAAGUAAAUCCAGCAAUGCCAGUUGGCCUCCAGAAUUCCAACCAGGAGUGCCAUGGAAAGGUAUCCAAAACAUUGACCCUGAAUCUGAUCCCUAUGUCACCCCAGGAAGUGUGCUGGGGGGUACAGCCACAUCUCCCAUUGUAGAUACUGAUCACCAACUUCUGCGGGAUAACACCACAGGGUCUAAUUCUUCCCUCAACACCUCGCUGCCUUCACCUGGUGCCUGGCCCUACAGUGCCUCUGACAACUCCUUUACCAAUGUUCAUAGCACUUCAGCAAAGUUCCCUGAUUACAAAUCAACAUGGUCCCCAGAUCCCAUAGGACACAACCCCACUCAUCUCUCCAACAAGAUGUGGAAAAACCAUAUUUCCUCAAGGAACACUACACCGCUGCCCCGCCCACCUCCUGGUCUGACCAACCCCAAACCAUCAUCUCCCUGGAGCAGCACAGCACCACGAUCAGUCAGGGGGUGGGGGACACAGGACUCACGGCUUGCCUCGGCCUCUACCUGGAGUGAUGGUGGUUCAGUUCGUCCUAGUUACUGGCUGGUUCUUCACAAUCUCACUCCACAGAUUGAUGGGUCAACCUUGAGAACCAUCUGCAUGCAGCAUGGCCCACUGCUGACAUUCCAUCUGAACCUAACCCAGGGCACCGCCCUGAUCCGAUACAGCACCAAACAGGAGGCGGCCAAGGCCCAAACUGCACUGCAUAUGUGUGUGUUGGGAAACACUACCAUCCUGGCUGAGUUUGCCACCGAUGAUGAAGUUAGCCGCUUUCUGGCACAAGCUCAGCCCCCUACACCUGCAGCAACCCCGAGUGCACCCGCAGCAGGUUGGCAGUCACUGGAGACCAGCCAGACCCAAUCAGAUCCCGUCGGACCUGCUCUGAAUCUUUUCGAACUCCCAAGCAUGACUACAGCUUCUUCUAAACAUCUAAGCUUCCCAGUGGGAAAGAAACUCCCACUUGACAGGUAAAGGGAGUGGGUGGGGUUGCUGCCUGCAAUUUCUCUAAAACCGCUUUAGUGCCUUGGUACAUACACCCAGACAUCCUAAGCAGGGGGAACACGUGUGUAUGUGCAUGUGGUCCAGCCACUCCAGAGACAUUAAGACACUUACCCAUUAUGGAAAUUGGAGUGGUUCUGGACAGACCCCAAAGGCAGUGGGCUAAAUUUAAAAUAAACAAACAGAAAUCAAGGAAGUUAAAUAUGCUGUUUAUGUUUCAAAAAUGUGGAAUGCCAAGAUCCUUCCUUGUGUUGGUGCCCUUUGUUACUGUGCAUUGACUUCUCCAGGUAUAUCAGUGUGACAACUAACGUGAUUUGGAAAGUUCCUUUGUGUUGGGUCAAUAGAAAGGGGUUCGUAUUUUUCUGUUCUUGUCCUUCCUCUCCUCUCUUUCCCCCACUCUUAUUUUUCUUUCUUUCCUUUUUUAUUUAUUUAUAUUUUAUUUUUGUCAACUUGCUGGAAUCUUUGCUUUAUUGGUUGGCAGUAACCUAAGAACAGGAUAUAGUGAGAUGUAAUGGAAGAGAAAAACUCUUCUUUCCAUGGUAUUCUUUGGCAAGAGCCAUUUCUGCUGAGAGGUUAGAUGGCUUCAAACACUUAGAAAAUUCAAUGGGAGCAUCUUUUCUUCUACCACAUUCUGGCAUGUGUAUAGAGGCCUGCUGGUCACCUCAUUUACAUAGAUUUACUUUAUAAACAUUUUGAUCAUGUAAAUUUGAGCUUUCUAGUUUUCACUGGUUUUCCUUUAUUUCUUUAAACACUUGAUCACUAGUGACUAGAGGUGUUCAUCUCUCAAACAUCGUGAACUUGGUUUCUGUCUACCACAUGAGUAGCCAAAAGAAAAGCAGCACUAGUAGGAAAAGGGAUGUCUUCCAUCAAACUGGGGACCUCUGCUGGCAAUUAAGAUCCAGUGCCAUGACCUAAUUUUAGAGCUUUUUGUUUUCAAAAGCAAAGUUCAUAUCUCCCAGACACUGAAAAGAGUGGAUAGUACAUCUCUGAUCCCUCAGUCUCUAGCCCUUGAUAUUUUUUAUUUAUGACAUUCACAGAAGUUAACCAGCUGUGCUGCAAGUUAAAGUUCUAAACAAAUUCUUUCAUCAGUGUCCCCUAGUUAAUCAACAUUAUCCGUUGACUGCCAUUCAAUUUCUUUGAUUUACAGCAAUUUGAUUUUAUAUUACUAUGACUCCUAUUCUAAGAACUUUACCACCUCUUCUGACAUGAAUGUAGCAUAAAUUAGCAGUUGAUUCUUCCAAGUUCCUGUGGAUUGAAUGUGAUGUAUAAGUUAUGCAACAAAAAGAAAGGAAAAGAAAUUCCUGCCUAAGAAUUUGGAAUAACUUCUAAUACAUCUAGCUGAAAUUAAAAUUUCACAGGCUAUUAACUUGUUGCAAAUAUUCACUCACUUUUCGCCACUUCUUUGGAGGGAGGAGGAGGCAGUUCUUGUAGAGUUAGCAGCCAGAUUCCAUAUCGACCUCAGAUGCUGCAUACUUUUUAUUUUUUUAUAUUCUGGCAUCGUGACUCUUAAACAGAAUGAAAAUAUCUGUGUGGUGAGCAAAAUGCUUAAGCCAAGCCUAUUUUCUUUUGCAGUGUAAACAGGAUAUUUUCAGCAGACCUGGCUGUAACAGGCAUCUCUAAGAUUAGGGAACAAUUGAGUCUUUAUAUAGAAAAGGUCCCCUUCUCCUCCGGCCUCAGAGUUCAGAUUCAGCAUAUGACACUUUGUAGGUUAUUGUUUUCGGUUUGGGUUUUUUCUUUUGUUUUAAUUAUCUGUAAGGUCUUUAGCUACAAGUAGAGAUACAUUUUUAGCUGGUUAAAAAAAAAAAAAGUCAAACUUGUUCUUUUCCAGUGGUUUUGCCAAGUUUUCUCACACUUCAUGUCUAUGCAUUAACUAUACUUCUUAGUGUUAAUGCAAAAAGAAAUCUUACUCUUUGUUUUCCCUCCUGUGAGUGUACAGCAACCAGGCUGCAUGCAAUAGUGCAGAUGAACAUAUUCUAGCCUGUGUGUAUACAGUGAUUUGUCAAUCGUUGACCUCAGCAUCAUUCAGAAAAUAGGGUGCCCUUGCCCUUACCCUCUGCUGCACCCCAUUACACACCCCUUGUACUUUCUUAUCUGCAAGAACAGAGUGUCCACACAAUCUAGAAAUGGCAAAUACACAUAAUGUUGUCAAGGAUAUCCUCAACCUAUUAAAAACAAAAUAUGUAUAGUUUCACAGCUAGAGCACACCCUGUAGUAUGGUCUGUAGAUUUAUGGCCAGUGCCAAAGGUGUGUGUAUUUUCAAAGGUGGUCCCCAUUUGUCAGUGGUGGUAUUGUUUUCAUGACCUUAAAUUUGAUAAAGGAGAUGCUGGCAUCCAUUCUUUAGAUUUGAAAUAAUUACCAACUUCAAAAUCUGUGAACAUCGUAAUAACUUAAUAUUUGAACAUUGGCCCUCCCUACCCCACCCAGAAUGCCACCUCCUCACCUACACUGCCAAAGAAAAGAGGCCAUGAGCAUCUACAGGAUUGUAGAGGGAACACUGGUCAGGAAACAGGUACUUCCCACCGGCUGGGCAUCCGCGCUGUCCUGUGGGUGGUCACUCGGUCUAUAUCUGGAGUAACCACAUGUUCUAACAUUUGAGUGGUUUUUAAACUGUCAGUCUCUCGUAGUAACCUGCUACCACCACCAAAACUAACAAAAGUGACCAAAACUGCCAGUGUUUGCCUCACAGAAUUUAAAUAGUUCCCUUUUCAGUUAGCUGUACACCUGAAUUUGUUUUUAACUAGAAACCCCACACCAGGAAAAGUGGUACUGCCCUGAUCAAAGGGUCUCUGCAAGACUCAGUCACUGGUUCUUCAUUCCGCCAACACUUGUUUUGAGUAUGGGAGGGGAAGGAUCAGAUAAAGGCAAGAAAUGUUCUGUUUCAAUUUUAAAAAGAAAAUGUUUCCCUAAGUAACUUUGUGCCUCAAACUAUUAUUUCAAACUAUAAAUCACUGCUUUGGAAAUAAAAUCCCAAUUGUAAUUGACCCAUUUCGAGGCAAUAUUAAGAAGCUGGGCUUGUGUUUUUUAAAAAGUAUAGUUCCUUUUUACAACUAGUGGUGAGCAGCAAAAGACAAGUGGGAGGGUAGCUUACAAUAUUGUGGCAGGGUUGUGAAGUGAAGUGCUUUUCUUUCCCUUCUCUUCCCCUGCUUUCUUGGACCACUUACUGAAGCUGGCAGUUCUUCUUGGGCUACUGAAAGGUGUGCACAAUUCUCCAAGGGCUGAGUUGUUGUAAGAGGUGACCAGCGGUGAGAUGGAGCGGCCUUACUGCAAGAUUAGCCUUACAGCAGAGCUUUAUGGAGAGGAAGAUAGGUAUCCUACAUGUGUUCGCCAAAAAUGAAAAAGGGGGGUAUUUAUACAAAACCAAGGAAAAACAACCUUUGGAACCGUUUAAGAAGUUACAUACCUUUUAAAGGUAGUCUAGUUUCUCACUAAGUGAUGCAUUCAGCAUACACUUCUUGCCAGAAAUUUCGGGCUAAGUUAGAAUAAAUGUGUUUAAAACACCAUCCCUACCCCCCACACAUACUUUUUAAUUUUGUCCAAGGGAUUAAUUAAGUGUAGUAUUUCUGAAUGUGCCUUUGUGAGUACAGAGACCGUCUGUUUUAGGAAGACUAUCCAUUAGGAUUAAAACAGAAGACGGUCAGCCUAGUCUUUAAGGAAGUCAGCAUUUCUCCUGGCAGUCUCCAGGGGCAGCUGUUGAGUUUUCAUUAGCAUCAAUAUUGCACAGUGUGGAGUUGUGUGGAAGAGGCUCUGGGACUUGGGAGAGGGGGCAAAGAGGUGAUGGUGCACAGGUGACAGAGACCCAGGUUAGUCCAAGAGUGCAGGUUGAAUUUAUCUAUCUGCAUUACCUAGUUUUCUUCGUGUAUAUGUGUGUGUGCACGUCUGGUUGUUUUACUUUUUGUUUUUCUGUAAGCACUGGAGAACUGAAAUAUGGUGAUGUUUGUGACACAUUCAUGCAUGUCCAGAGGCGGUUUCCCUGCUUCUGUGUGCAGGGCGGGCAGUGCAUUUCCACCCUCUGAGUCUGUGUCCCAAGAAGGCAAUUAUUUUCCCAAAUGGAAGUCACUUCAUGUUGCUGUUUAUUCAAACAGGGUAUUACACACAAGGAAAAAGCUUUUGAAAGAAUAAGAUUGAAGUGUUUGAGAAAGAAAAGAGAAAAAUCUGAAAUCAUAUUUUAUUUCUUCAGAACUGUUAUAGUUAAAACAUAGAAACCUGCAGCAUCUCUUUAUUUGUUUUUAUUUGUUUUAAAUAAUUCCACCUCUUCUCCCCACUCCCGAUCUUCUAAAGAAAUAUCAAGUGAAUGCUAAGGGCCAUUUCCAUAAUUCCUCAGAACUCCCCAAAGAGGAAACCGAUCCCUCCCGCAAGAUUCCUUCAGCUUCCUUCAGCUUCAUUCAGGAAGACAAAGGGAGGAGAGAUGCUGCCGCUCUCUGUGCUUCACUCUCAUUCCU
Molecule: messenger RNA, 10102 nt
Organism: Molossus molossus (Pallas's mastiff bat)
Lineage: Eukaryota; Metazoa; Chordata; Mammalia; Chiroptera; Molossidae
Gene: TNRC6B
Product: trinucleotide repeat containing adaptor 6B
Exons: 26
Coding region: 330-5636 (1768 amino acids)
Biological process (GO): positive regulation of nuclear-transcribed mRNA poly(A) tail shortening; miRNA-mediated post-transcriptional gene silencing
Cellular component (GO): nucleoplasm; P-body
Molecular function (GO): nucleic acid binding
Source: RefSeq, a predicted model, not a curated record